Molecule: messenger RNA, 1161 nt
Organism: Neltuma alba
Lineage: Eukaryota; Viridiplantae; Streptophyta; Magnoliopsida; Fabales; Fabaceae
Exons: 5
Coding region: 80-901 (273 amino acids)
Biological process (GO): morphogenesis of a branching structure
Source: RefSeq, a predicted model, not a curated record
UCCUCAUAAUGUUUUCCCUUCACUGAGUCACUCUGCAAUUUCUUAGCUUCUCUGGCCAACUUUCAGGAAAAGAGACGCAAUGAAGAUCUUCAACUGGGUGCACAGGAGGUUUCAUCAUAGCACUUGCAAAGAUAGGUUCGCUUCAAACAUUGCAAAGACUGAACCUACGCUGAACGAUACGGAUAGUCAAGCUUUACUCAAACAAAUUGCCCAUGGUGAUGUCCUUGAUGGUUGGAAAGAUGGCAUUCUGACCAUUGGAACCCUUGGGUAUGAUCCCCUAAGGUCCUUUAACCAACAGAAAGAAUACUUAGCUCUGGAAAGUGAAGAUGAACCGGAUCAUGAAGGUGAAGGAGAGCACGUCAUUGUUGAUGGUGAUGACGAUGUGGAUUAUAAUGUUGAACAUGAAGAACUGAAUCCGUUGAUGCACAACGCAUUUGAGCAUAACUAUGAGGAUGUUUUUGAACCAAAUCACAGUACCAAUGCCAGUGAACACAGCAUGGCUAUGGCCCUCAAUGAGAAUUUUCUGAUUCCCACUGUGUUAUCUCAUGAAAUCACUGAAUUAAGCCCUGGGGAGACUGAUCAAAGGAAGAAGAAAGGGGAAAGAAUCACCUUAGCUGACCUCUUCUUGGCCGAUUCUGAUGUUAAAAUGAAAAUGGACCCUGCAAAAGUUUUGCUUGAGCCAAAUGAAAAACCAAGCCUUAAAUCAAAGCAUGGACUGUCAUUCACCAAGAAGCUCUUUCCACUUGCGAAGGACAAUUCACACCCUGUGAAAAAUAUACAGCGACUGAUGAAGAAGAUGUUAAAGAAGAAAAUCCAUCCAGAGCUUGAUGUUAAGAAUCUCAAACCAGCGGACCAGGAAGAUCAAGAAGCCAGUGACUCUACUACUUUGCUUCCAAUUUAAGGUGCAAGCUAGUUGGUUCAGCUCUGAAGCUAGAAUCUCUGUUUAUCUGGAAACCUAUUUUUGUUAAUGAAACGUAAGAAAGAUUAGGUACUUCAUUGUGUAUUGUAAGAACAAUGCGCUGAACCCUGUGAUUCUCCUUUGCCAUGUCCCUAUAUUGCGUUUGGUCUCUUUCCUUUCUCUCUGGCUGAACAUCGUUGUAGCCUGACUGUGAUUGUCUCUGAUAUUUGUGGCUGUAAUUCAUAUCUUCUCUUUCUGCAUUA